This is a messenger RNA of Acytostelium subglobosum LB1, 2244 nucleotides long. RefSeq lists its product as hypothetical. The transcript has 6 exons. The coding region runs from base 1 to 2244 and encodes 747 amino acids. Gene Ontology annotation, cellular component: nucleus; nuclear cap binding complex. Lineage: Eukaryota; Evosea; Eumycetozoa; Acytosteliales; Acytosteliaceae. The record is from RefSeq and is a predicted model, not a curated record. Gene Ontology annotation, biological process: nuclear-transcribed mRNA catabolic process, nonsense-mediated decay; mRNA export from nucleus. Gene Ontology annotation, molecular function: mRNA binding; protein binding; RNA cap binding.
AUGUCAUUCCAAUAUGGAUCACCAAAUGCAGGUAGAAGAGGUGGAUAUCAAGGUGGCCAGGGAGGUGGUCAGAGACCACCAAGACCUAUGUAUCAAGGUGCACAGUCUUCGUCAUCUUCGUCUGCACCACCACAAGAGGAUGAUGUAAAGGCGAAGCUGACAUCACUCAUUGUGCGUAUCGGUGACAAGUCUACAUCGGCACUCGAGUCCAACAUCGAAGGUUUGGUCAGUGUUCUCCUUCCAGAUCUCUCAAAGAACAAUGCCAACAUUCAAACAAUCCUAUUCAAAUGCAUAUCACAGUUGCCUUACAAGACACCUAUCUAUGCGACCAUCGUUGGCAAGAUGAACCUCAAGAAUCAUGAGUUUGGCAAGGAGAUCGUCUGUACUUUGGUCGAUGAGCUUAACGAUUGUUUGGCAAAGCAGAGGUUCAACUCGGCCAAGUUGUUGGUUAGGUUCAUUGGUGGACUUGUGCUCACUAAUGUAUUGCCAGCACAGUCAAUGUUUGAGACGUUUGAGACAUUGUUGAGUGUAUUGAAUCAGGCCGACUACACACAGACUAAAGCAGACUUCUACGUGUAUCUGGUGAUGACAACCAUCCCUUGGGUGGCGGGCCACCUCGCCCAAACACACCAGACACAGCUGCAGAGUCUGCUCGAGGAGUUGGAGUCAUACCUCUCGUCGCGAUCACACGCCGACAAGAAGUUCUACCAGACGUUCACAGAGAAUGACGACCGUUUGGAGUUGUUGAUGAAGCAGAUCAAGCUACAAAAGGAGAACAACUGGCAGUGCACUGCGAUCAUACAGGUCAACAAGCAGUUUGACUUUAGCGAAGCAAGCCAGCAUGUAUUGCCACCAAUCACUAUACCAUCCGAUGACUCUAAAUUCAACUAUCCAACCUUCACUAGACCAGUGUUCCGCUUGUUUGAUGACAGUGCUGAUGGAUCAUUGCAACCGAUCGACAGACACGUCCUUGAGGAGUACAUUGUCGACAUCCUCUACUUUUUCAAUGGCAAUCACAAAGAUGCAAGCAAGUUCAUCUAUACCCUGCCAGUUCAAUGCGAGAUUGAUCAUAUAGUCGUAGAGACUAUCCUAUCUGAAGCAUUCAGACUGCCACAAUCACAGUUCAAAUCGAUAUAUUACUCUGUACUGUUUGUCGACCUGUUCAAGGACCAGCACGCAACAAUCAUCCCUGUGUUUGCCUAUGCCAUCAACAUGUUGUACGAGAAUAUCGAUCAGCUGGACGUCGAGGCAGUCAGCCGCUUCGCGCUGAUGUUUGCCCAUCAUCUCAGCAACUACGAGUACAAGUGGGUGUGGGCCGACUGGAGCACAGCCAUCACCACCACGCCCGACGCUGACAACGAGCUUCUCGUCAGUCUGCAGCGCAAGUUCCUCAAGCAUCUGCUCGAGUCCAUCGUUCGUCUCUCCUAUCUCGACAAGAUCAAACAACUCCUCCCACAAGAAUACCAUCCAUACCUUCCAUCUGCACCAACAGCCAACUUCAAGUUCCCCAAGCCAGACUUUGCUGAUGAAGAGAUUAAGGAGAUGGUGGCACAAUCACAUAGAUUGUUGUUGAUGUUCAAGCAGAAGGAUCCAAUUGAGAACAUUAUUCAAUAUGUUGCCGCACUGCCGACGGAGCAGGUGAACGUCGUCGACUUGGUGACAAAGUGUAUAUUACAUCUUGGAUCGACCAGUUUCUCGCAUCUUACCUACGCCGUCGAGCGCUACGUCACGCUGUUCAAGACCAACAUCAAGUCGACGGAGGACCGUCACCAGUGCAUCAAGAGCACUGUCGAGUUCUGGCGCUCGUCGCACCAGCACAUCGUGAUUGUGAUUGACAAGCUGAUCACAUACAAGAUCCUGUCGCCCAUUGACCCCGUCACAUACCUCGUGUCGGGCAGCCACAGCGACGCCGUGACCGACCCGUACGUGUGGGAGAUCAUCAACAACUCGAUUGAGAAGACCAACAUCAUCAUCGACACGCUCACCAAGGACUACGAGGCAUCGAUGAACUCGCCCGAGAAGGAGCUCCGUCUCAAGUCAGCGCAGAACGAGCAAUCAGUGCUCUUCACCACGCUGUUUGUCGGCAUGGGCACAUUGCUCAAGAAUCCCAUGAUCGAUCCAGUCUCCACCAAGUUGCUCUCUGGUUACGUCAAGUCCACAGCCAGACGAUACUUUGACCAAGUGAAGCCUCUGUUCGAGACCAAUCCAGAGGUGUUGGAUGUCAUCAAGGAUUGUUCGCAGUAA